This is a messenger RNA of Meloidogyne enterolobii, 1248 nucleotides long. The record is from the annotation of a GenBank genome assembly. Lineage: Eukaryota; Metazoa; Nematoda; Chromadorea; Rhabditida; Meloidogynidae.
UAUUUUAUUCUUAUUUCCUUCAGCUUCUUGUGCUUUAAAUUUUUUUUAUAUUUUUUAGGUUAUAUGUUAAUGCUGGAACCUCCAACGCUUGGUUCUGUUUUUGAUUUGCAAAAAUCAAUAGAAAAAUCGACGGGAAUUGGAAUUGAUAAUCAAUUAUUAUUUCUUUCUGAUGGAGGGUCUUUAAUUGGCUCAACAAUGCUUUCUUCAAUAACUGGGGUUGGAACUGAUACAAAUCCAAUUUUUCUUGUUAGAAGAGUAACGAAUAAUGGUAGAGAAUUGGUGAAGGAAAAUUUGGAAGGAAUUAAUGAACUUUUUAGAGGUUGGAGCUCUGAGAUGGACCGUCUAAACAGGAUAAGCACAACCUCCUCUUCUGCUAUUACAGAGUGUAUAGAAUUGGCAAAAAAGUGCAAUAAUGUUGCUGAAACGAUUAUUCGGUUUUGUAGCAAUUUAAUUUCUGAACAUCAUUAUUUGCAUCAGGGAUGGAAGGCAGUCAUCGCAAAUUUAGACGACAGCAUUUCUCGCACCCAAAAAUACCUUCAACGCUCUAAAAGGCAAGCAGAAAAGUUGGAAAUUAUCCGAACAAAAGGACGUGUUCUGUUGGGAGAUUUUGACAAUGUUAUUGAAGUGCUCUCAAAGAUAACAAUUCCUUCCUCUCUCCUCUCACCUCCUCCAGCUCAACAAUUAACUCCUUCCUCUCCUGACAGUGAUACAAAUUCACCAACUUUCACGUCUUCUGAAGAAAUAACUUUAUUCGAUUGGCUAUCAUCAAAAGACCCGGCUUAUUCUCUAAAUUCUUUAUCUCAAUUAAUGCUCGAUCAUUUGGAGAAAACUGACGAUACUGAUUUAAUUGAAGCCACAUCUUUUUUUACAAUUGUUCAAGGAGUCUCUACAAAAGCACAAUAUAGAGAAAUUGGAGGGAUUGAUAAAAGAUUGACUACUUUGAGGAGUAAAUUUCAGCAUUUGGAAGGUUUGCCUUUUAAUUUUUUUAAAUUUUUCUAUGAAUUCUUGCUGAGAUUUUUUAGAUUUUGGGUAUCUGAAUUUAUUCAUUUUUCUUCUUCUAACGAUUUUUUCUUUCUGGCGCUUUCCUACUUAUUAUCUGUUUUCGUUCCAUUUUUUAGUCCUAAUAAAUCUCUCCACUUUCUAGACUUUUUCAUAAAUACGUUCGGAUCUAAUUUAACUGGCUCAAUGAGACGGGAAAAAUCGCUAAAACAAAAGGGAAAGAAAAGAACUAGAGAUCGAGAUUUUUGA